This is a messenger RNA of Mesorhabditis spiculigera, 1872 nucleotides long. NCBI's taxonomy places the organism in Eukaryota, Metazoa, Nematoda, Chromadorea, Rhabditida, Rhabditidae. The record is from the annotation of a GenBank genome assembly.
AUGUUCUGCAGCGACUUCGAAUCUACCGCAUCGGAUCGCGACGUUAGCGACGAGCCUGUCCCGACCCAGCCCGUCGUCAGCUACGAGUCCAAUGAUGUCGAGAUCAUUGAGGACCCAGACAUUGUCUUCAAGACGUUCUUCCCGAACGCUGACCAAGGCGCCGGUGAGAAUGUGCCGCGCCCAUUGAAUGCUGACAUCAAACCUGAGCCCAAUGACGAGGAAACAUUCAUCGACAUUACUGGCGAGGCGACUGCGAAGGCAGCGCCCAUUUCGGCGGUUCAACGCAAUGACCUGAAGAGAAGGAUGGUGGAUGAAGACAGCGAGGACUCUGAUAACCAGCAAACUGCCCAAUUGGAUGAGCACGGCGAACAAUUGUACGAUGUCGAGGCUAUCAUCGCCAAGCGUAAAAAGCGCAAUCGUGUCGAAUACCUCGUGAAAUGGAAAAACUACGAUGAGGAGACUUGGGAACCAACGCCGCACUUGCGCUUUUGCAAAGAUGCGAUCGCUGCAUUUGAACGGAUGAAGAAGCAGAAAAAGGCUAGGAGCACGCCGUCAUCAACGCGGGCCACCCGCAGUUCCCCGGCCUCCGGUCGCUCUACCAAUGCCAGUGCGCCGCCGAAGAAGGCUUUGCCGCGUUCACCUUGGAAGACGCCCUUCUCAGCGAGCCCCGUCACCCGCAGGACCCGGGUUUCCACAAACACGCCCGCAUCGCCUCGCCGUCCGACCAAAGGCGCUUCGACAAAAAAUGCCGCAAAGAACCCAUCACUGGUGAAGAUUGACAAGAUUUCCUUCGACCAGAAGGAACCGAUCGUCCAUCUUGCCUCGGGUGCAGACAUGCCGGUGAAGAAGGCUCGCCUCGACAAUUCAAUGGAGGCCGCGAUGCUCGACUGGACUCUAGCGGCCUUGAACAAAAUUAAUAACAUGUGGGGUGAAGUCGGGCAUAGUGCGGCCCUACUCGCUGGCCGCGCAACACAGUUUCUGUCGAGGAGGUCGCUGCCGAAGGCUGUGAAUUUACCUAGGUAUUUAUGGGACAUGGAUGACCUCGAUAAGAAGUCUAAUGGCGAAUAUACUCACAAGCCUCUGCAGAUCAACAGACUUGGCGGGCGUCACCCUGAAACCGGUCGCAAAAUCAAUCAACACAUCGGUGGCGGCCACAAAUUCGAUUAUUUUAUGGUCGAUUUCCAUAGACGCGGACCGGCCGCCGAAAAUGAAUUUUACGAAGAACGUGUCCUCGAGGUUCGACGUGAUGCGAACCGUUCUUCACACAUCGCUCUACUAGCUGGUGCCAAGGGCAAACGAUGGAUUUUGGCGACCGAAAACAUGAAGGCCGGCCAGAUUCUGACUACCACUUGCUACAUUCCCGAAAAUCCUUUGAUAGGCCGUGAGGGAUGUGCAUAUCCGUUGGGCGCAUUGGCUGUUGGCACACAAGUUAACAGCAUUGAACGACACCCAAAUUAUGAAAGUGAUUCCUUUGUGAAGGGAGCUGGUGAGGUGGCCACGAUCGUUCGCCACCAGGAAGAUUAUACGAUUAUCAGGAUGCCUUAUAAGCACGAAUACUCGAUACGGCGCGAAUGUAUGGCAACCGUCGGACGUCUGUCUCACGGCGAAUUUAAAGAGAAGAUCUACGGCAGUGCAAACAUGCAUCGGCGCUUCGGGUAUAAAAUGUCGAGCGGCCUUUUCCACAAGAAGGAUGGCUACUGCGGCAGAAAGAAUCGUCCCGAUCCCCCAGUUCGUGUGCUCGAGCAACCACCGGAUGCGGAACCGGAGAAGCAAAAGUUUACGCUGACCAACGAUCAACUAACCGGAUUGUAUGGACACGCGAAGGUGCACAACCUUCUUCCUUCCGGCUAUUCCGGGCGACCAUAUCCCGAC